GGUAGGGGGCGGCGGCGAGCGGCUCUCGGGCGUCGGUGAGUCAAAGUAAAAGGAGGUGAAGAAGUGAACUUUGGUUUGUACCUGGGCGAAGAUGCUUGUUAGGAAAUGACAGCUGUCUUGCGGUCUGUGUGUGCUCGUGUUGUCAGGCUGUCUGGUGUCGUCCAGGCGCUGACUGACUGACUGACCGAUGCCUUCAUGAUGCUGAGCUGCAGCGCCCUGGUCGUCGCCCUGCUGCUGUCCCAGGCCCGAGGCUUCCUGAGCCCCCCCGAGGACGACAGCAUCCCCGAAGAGUGGACGCUGCUUCACGUGGUUCAGGGCCACAUCGGGGCCGGGAACUACAGCUACCUGCGCCUCAACCACGACGGCAGGAUCAUCCUGCACAUGCAGAGCCUUAAGGGGGACGCCGACCUCUACGUUUCAGACAAAACCCUGCGGCCGAGCUUCGACACCUACAAGCUGCAGUCGGCCACCUGCGGCCAGGAUGUGGUGGUGGUCCCGGGGGACUUGGUGAGGCCCGUGGGCAUCGGCAUUUACGGCCAUCCGUCUCACAAAGAGAGCGAGUUUGAAAUGCGGGUGUUUUACGAUCAGACGGUUCCCCAUGACCCGUUCGAAAGGGGCUCGGACACUUUCAAAGACGGAGAUAAGAAGAAGAAAUCCCCUCAGGCGACCGAGGAGGAGGACGACUAUCAGGAAGAGGAGUCGAUCUUUUGGACAAUUCUAAUUGGACUUUUGAAGAUUAUACUGGAGAUUUUGUUUUGAAAAUGGUUCCCAUUUGUUGCUGCUGUGACACUACGAGGAGAUUCGGCCUCCUCUUUUUCUGUAGGCUCAGUCGGCCUCGAAACCUUCAGAGAAGAUUAUUUUCUCCCGUUCUGUGAGGUCGAGAAAAUGUCGCACCGCUCCAGUGAGAAUUCUGCCGUUUUAGCAAUGCCUUUCCUUAUGAUCAAACAUGCAUACUUGAUUUUUAAAAGAAGUUGACACUGAGUUUUUCCAUUGAAGCCUGACUAAUCAGAAAACCUUUAACAAAGUCUGCAUGUUUGGUGAUGAGUAAAUGAACACGAGCCUCUCCGAUUCAGCAAAUGUCGUUUUGGUGUCCUCAUAAAAUUACGGUGGAAAGCCAGAUCACUAAAUUUGGGCUAAAUUUUUGAUUUCUAUAUUGCACUGCAGUUCAACCGAAAGGGCAAAAGGGGAAUAUUUCUGCAGUUUUAAAGUUUAUCUUUAAUACAACACACACACACACACACAUGCUCUACCUAAGUUUAAAGCGUUACUGUUACUGUUCCUCCUGUCCAUACUGGUCAUGAAAUGAUCCUUUCUGAUGGGGAAUAACGUCCUUAAAAUCAGUAUGCUUCAAAGGAACUACGUCUAAAGGCAGAAGUGUGUCUCAAAGGCCGGAUAAAAAGCCUGUCGUCAUAUAUCUUGGUCCCGACUGAUCCCACUGCUUCCCUGAUCGCUCUUCGAGAACUCUUAAAUCGCAUAAACUAGGACGAGGUACACGCUUUCCGACACUCUUCUUUAAAGAUCACACGGAAAGCGACCGAAGUAGCUUGCGUGAAGCCGCCUCCUCCUCGUGAUCCGCGGUAAAACCGCGAGGUAGGGCACAGAGCACGGAGGCAAAGUGCAGCGCAGGUUCACGUCGUCGUUGCUUCUGGCUUCUGGCUUUGGUUGCACCUUUUUAAAAAGAUCAGCGGCAAUGAGGUCAAAGUUGAAAUAAUUUUGAAUUUUGAGCGCUACGCUCCGCGGCAAUUUUGAGCGUGUGUGCCACUCCGAGGGUAGCUCUUCCUCCGAGUUGUCUCCACCUCUCUCUCUCUCUCUCUAUAUAGGAAAACAACGGCACAGCCGGCGCAGAGCGGUUUCACCGCGGAUCUUAGGCGGCUUUAAGAAUGGAAAGAUAGAUCUUGAGUUCAAAUUUCUCACAUCCGGCAAAAUCACCGGUAAACGUGGGGUGUCUGUUGUCAGAAAAAAAAAAAAGAGCAGGUUAGACACAUUUUUGACAAAGACUUCGGUCUUUAAAGACAAAUCCAGUUAAUUUAGGAUCUCCUAAAUGAUGUGAGGAGGUUUUUAGCGGAGAAAAGAAAUGUUAACGGACAGUCAAACAGCAGGUCUGAUGGAUGCAAACAGGACCGGUAGGUUCUUAUUAAAUGCUGUACAGCUAAGUUUAGCAUUUCUGUAACAAAGUGAAAUCCCAACUUCUAGGUUCUUUUCCAGAUGUAA
Molecule: messenger RNA, 2211 nt
Organism: Sander lucioperca (pikeperch)
Lineage: Eukaryota; Metazoa; Chordata; Actinopteri; Perciformes; Percidae
Gene: c4h6orf120
Product: chromosome 4 C6orf120 homolog
Exons: 2
Coding region: 196-759 (187 amino acids)
Source: RefSeq, a predicted model, not a curated record